Sabethes cyaneus is the source of this 1350-nucleotide messenger RNA. RefSeq lists its product as uncharacterized. Gene Ontology annotation, molecular function: DNA binding; zinc ion binding. The record is from RefSeq and is a predicted model, not a curated record. NCBI's taxonomy places the organism in Eukaryota, Metazoa, Arthropoda, Insecta, Diptera, Culicidae. Gene Ontology annotation, cellular component: nucleus. The transcript is spliced from 3 exons. Bases 62 to 1264 code for a protein of 400 amino acids.
UCGACUUUUCCGGUAAAUGUGAUACGAUUUUUGAAAGCCGGUAUUUUUCGUUUCCAAAUCUAUGUCUGAUCUGGGUGAAUUAGACUGCUGUCGGCUGUGUUUUUCGCAGGACGACUUAACGGAUGAACUUUUUCCGGGAGGUGAUCACCCCAAUGAGGAGCUGAUUAACAUAAUACAAUCAUGUACCUCAAUUCGAAUCACCAUAGAAAAAGACUAUGCAAGUCCUAUCUGCACCAACUGCGUACGUGCUGUGAGACAGUUCCAUGCAUUCCGGCAGGACUGGCUGAUCAAUGAUCGUGAACUGAGGCGAACACGCGGAGAGACCGACGAUUUUGAGGAGGGUGAUCCUUUGUCGAACGGUAUGUUUCAACCAGAAGCAGGACAUGAAACUCGAGACCGGUUCUAUGAUCGAAUGAAGAGCCAGAUUCGGAGCUUUUUGGAGAAACAAACUAAGAAGAUCGAACAAACUGUAUUGGCUAAAUUGGAUUAUGAAUUGUUGAAUCGUGAAGUAAACCAGGAUUGUGAACAGCACGAUGUGGAGGCUGAUGCAUUGACAAAACAAGACUUUAAGAGCGAACAAUACCAAGAGACCGAUUUUAAGCAACCCUCCUGUAGCAAAGAAAGCAAUAUCGAUUGGAAAAAGAAAUAUUUAACUCUUCAAAAAAAUAAUGAGCUGCUGCAGAAAGCGUUUCAAGACCAAAAGGAUAAAAUUAAAGUCACGGAACAAAUGCUGAAAAAAGGAGAUUUGUUAAAAUCCUCAAUCAGUUCAGUUCAAAACGAUGUGGGUUCAACAACAGCUCUCAUCGGUCAUUUGCAGCAGCUUCAAAGGGGCUUUACAGUCCAUUCAGCUAUUCCAAACAUUUCGGUUGAGUUUUUACAAAACGUUAACUUUAAAUCUGGCCCAGGCGAGAAGGGUGAUCGCAACUUUGUCAGCAAAUUAGCCGUGGCCGUGUUCGGCGAGGACACGCUGGCUAAUUCGAGCGUAACCGGACGACCGUCCAACGCUCACAAUCAUUUGCCUCCGAAACCGCCGCUCUGUCCGCAAAAAAUGGCCGCUAUUGGAGUAAAACUCUUUGAGCGCGUUCAGCUCGAGGUAGGACCUGUGAACCAAGAGGCGGUACUCAACCGGUCGCACGAAAGAGUAGUUCGGCUGACAAUUUGUCAAAAGUCUAUGAACCUCAGGAAACAGUAUUCGAAACGAGGACUGAUCGACGAUCACGAGCCUAGCCCAAAGUUUGGUCGUAAAAAAAUUCGCCACCAUUAGGAAACUUGCAACCGAUAGAAGGCUGUCAAUACUUUUUUGAUUGAUUAUGUAUAUAUGAACAUUCAAGUACCUAGUUAUGUUAGUUU